Molecule: messenger RNA, 5310 nt
Organism: Sebastes umbrosus (honeycomb rockfish)
Lineage: Eukaryota; Metazoa; Chordata; Actinopteri; Perciformes; Sebastidae
Product: dentin sialophosphoprotein-like
Exons: 4
Coding region: 268-4884 (1538 amino acids)
Source: RefSeq, a predicted model, not a curated record
ACUCUGAGACUCUACCAGGAACUACUUCUAGAGGAACUCAGCAGCAACAAACACUCACAAUUCAGAGGAAAUAACCACCAGAAACCGGACCAACGGACUUCUCUGGAUAACUAUGAUGUUUAUUUCAGUUGAGGGUCUUCAGGAGUUGAGUUUUACUCGGUUUUGAGGCGUUGGAAGCUGAGAAAUGAGUUAAAAUCAAGUGAAAUGCGGAUUAUAAGACCUGAGAAGCGAACUGAAGUGAUCACUUGAAAGAUAGCUCUACAUGAGAUGCAAUCUGGAUUUCCACGCAGCCAAGAAGGGGCCUAUUCUGCAUUCCAGCACUGGAGAAACGUUGCUCUCCCAUCACCUGAGGACAUCAACGUUACACCUGUACCAGUAGUUCACCCUGAAAAUGAAAUACAAAACAACAUGGUAGUCACUCAAUAUCUCGGGGAGCUUAGAGUGGCUUACAGUCCAGCUCAGUUGCACCAAGGCUAUGGACAAUCACAACAGAAUCUCCAGGGACUCCAACACCAAAAGGAGUCACAGGCAAGCGUAGUAAGCACUGGAUUCCACCGCCCAAUACCAAAAGAUAGUGCAUGCACUUCUCGGAACAGUCGCCACCAAGACGGUAAUGCUGACUUUUAUUCAUCAGCACAAGUCUCUGCAGAGCCCAGCAGUUAUCUUGGGACAUUGGCUUAUGAGAACUCUGUAAGACAAUCCGUUAACAACCGUGGACAUCAAAUGGAAGAUUCCAUGCAAAAUUUUGGUAGACAUUUCCUGAAAAGAUCAAAUUUGGAGAAUAAUACUGGACUGCAGCAAAGACGGCAUUUGAAUUGUGCCUCAUUAGCCUGUACCAGUUCUGCAGCACUUCAGGGAGUCGCAGCAAAGACAUUUCCUUUACAGGAUCAGUGUUCUUCUGUGACUGUGAGCAAAAAGCAGGCAUCUAACCCACUGUUGGUGGCCUUACUGAAUGGAAAUCCUUCAGAUUCCAAAUCCUUUACCACCCCGUCUUUUCUGUCAGAGGAGAUUAAUGGCAAAGGUCAGCAAGUCAAAGGUUCACAAGCUGCUCUAAACUGUAGACUGACUAGAACACAAAACCCAGAUCAUUCAAGAGGAACUCCUUCCAGCCCCCAUCAGCAGCAGGUCUUCCCUCCGUCUCUCAGCAGUCAGUCAUCCACACACAAAGUCUUGCCAGUUGGAGAGACGGAACCACCUACAGAUGCAGAAAUAUAUGACUUUAUUGAACGAAAGAUCGCAUAUUUUAUGACUGUUUUAACUCAGAAAGAGAGAAAUUAUGAACAUAAUGCGUGGGACGGGGACUCCACACUGCAGUCUGACGACACCAUGCCAAACAGUAUUGCCCAUCUCCCCACAACCUCUGCCUUUGACAAAGAUGUGGAGAGGCAAAGUCUCAACUGUACUGUGAUUGAGGAGUGCACUGCAGCAGUUGGACAAGCACUUGAAGAGGACUGUUCAAAGGACACCAAAGCAAACGCUGAGUUAAUGCCCAAGUUUAAAGAGACGGAUGAUUGUGUUACAUAUGCAUCAAUGAAACAUUCAACAGGUACACUAGUCUCUGCUGUAGGCAACUCAAAACAUGCUUGUGAAAGUGAAUUUGUUAAGAAGAGUGCAUCUGUAGAUUUCGAUUUGACCGUAAAAAAAAACUUGGACGCAACUAUGCCUGCAAAUGGCUAUUGCAAACUUGUUUAUUCCGAUGACUGUGGCAAAUCUUUUGAACUUGCAUCACUCGUUGAAAAUCAAGACGCAAAUACAAAAAAGAGGAAAAAUGUUGACGAACAUUGCGGUGUGACCUGUGAGGAAGCAAUUCCUUAUUCCGAGCUAGAUUCACCAGUUGAUAAAAUUCAGAUUACUAAUAUAGUAUCAAUUGCUGCAAACCAAAGUGAAUGGCUGAGCGACCAAACAAGUGAUGAAGGUGCGAGGGAGGAUGCAGGCUCUGUGCAUUCACAAACUGAUUUAUGCAUAGCACUUUAUGAAAACAAAGUCAAAGAGCAUGCCACUCAAUCUGAAAGAGAGGGCGAGGAAGCACGACCAAAAUAUGAGGACAUUUCGGACGAUGACCCGUCACAGCUGAUCACAACUGUCGCAAACACAGAGCAUGGAGGAUUAAGCAUUCCAGCAUGGAUUAAAGACUCACAGUAUGAAAAUGUAAGUGACGCUGACAAUCCAAAGAAUGAAUAUAUGACUGUGGAGACGUCUCAAGUACCUGAACCCAGAGAUGAGCAGUCACCACUUGAAAAUGAAGGCUAUGGACAUGUGCAGGGUCAGGCUCAGAUUAAAACAGAAAUCCUUACAGAUGAGGAAGCGAUUCCAAAGCAGCAGGUUUCACUAAAGACAGAAACACUUGAAAUAGCACAGCAUUGUUCUUCAUGUUUUGUUGAACCUGAUUACGGUUUUGAAGAUCUAUCAAAUCCUAAAUGUAACCGUGAAACACAAACAAACCACUUUGUUUCAAAUAUUCCCUCCUUUGUUUUGAAAGCUGAAGAUGAGACUGAUGAUGAGAUGGAUUAUGACUGUUUAGAUAUAAGCGUGUUAGACCUUAAAUUUGAACCAGAAGAUGAAGACCAGGAUAGCCUAGAAAAAAGUGUGCUAGAAGUUGGGGAAACAGAAGACGAAGAAAGACAGUGUGACACAAGUCCAACACCUCCGAAACCAGUACUAGCUUUUGAUUUUCCCCAGCUGCCAGUGUACGACACAAAAGAGAGCUUUAUACAAGCUGUGACAUGUAGAUUUGAGGUGGCAUCAGGCGAGAGCACACCUGAACAUGAAAUGGUCUCUGAGGAAGCUCAGAACAGGAGACAGUCUGUAGACAGCUGUGUAACUGAAGACAGUUGUGAUUACUCAUCUGCAUCGGAACACAACUAUUUGACAGUGUCCAGGAAGAUGUUGAAGAAGAGGUCAGCACCUCGGCCAUCCAAGACUGAUGUAUCCGCGUCUGAAAAAGAGGGCGAAGGCGAUGAGUUUGCAAAUAUGCAAAAAGGUCAAACUAGGAGCUUCGACAAGUCUGGCUGUAUGCAAAAACUCAGACGACUGAUUGAAGCCAGAGCUGGCUGCUCUAAGGAUGUUCAACCCGAGACCAAUGGACAACAGAUUUCAACAAAGGAUGAUGUAAUAGUCAUAGUUUCUGACACAGAGGAUGAAGGUGAUCACUACUGCAAAAGGGCAAAAAGGAAGAGAAAAGAAAAAAGAAUCUUGUUCUCUUCAGCCUCAGAGGACAGUGGAGAUGCCCCAUGUAGUCAACAAAAGAGACAUUCGCCUGGAACUGUGGGCCGUCAGUGUGGAACUGUUAAAGAAAAGCUUCCAGAAAACAGACUGCCAUCUGCAGACUCAUCAGCACCUCAGCACCGAUCUAACCAUGAUACACCGACUGAAGAAAUGCUGCAGGAUGCAAGCUCUGACCUGUCACACAGUGCAGGACAGAUUAAAACCAAAGCUGCCUCUGAGCAUGUUGAAGGUGUAAUAAAUGUUGACUCUGACACCGAGGAUGACAAUGACCAAAAAUACAAAAAGCCAAGAAGGAUGAGAUUUUUCUCUUCAGAUUCGGACAGUGGCGAUGCCCCGUGUGUUGAACCUGAAACCAGACUGUCUUCUGCAGACUCAUCACUGCCACAGCGCCAGUCUAAACUUCAUGAUACACAGUUAAAAGACGUGAUGCCGGAUGCAUGCUCUGACCUGUCGCACAAUAGAAAAAAGAGUGGACUGCCGAUUGAAGCUAAAAGUGGCUCUGCAGAUGUUCGACACAAGGCCGACAGACAAACGGUAUCAAAAAAAAGAGUAGUUUUCCACGAUUCUGUGGUUGAAGAAGGCCAUUUCAGCAAAAAGAAGGAAGAUAAAAAAGGAAUCUCAUCAGGAUCAGGGGACAGUAGUGGUGAUUUAUUUGCCACAAAAAGCAGACGAUCAACUGAAACUGUGGACCGUCUUUGUGGAACUGCUAACAAAAAGCCUAAAAGAAAAAGACUGUCAUCUGAAGACUCAGAGCAGCAGCCCUGGUCUUUGGACAUGGAGGUACACUCCACUUUGGGUUCUAAUCCUGUGAUUCCUCGCUAUAUUGUGAAGUGUUCUCCAUCCAAUACAUCCUUGAUACUUUUAAAAGAACCUAGAGUCCACAGGCGGGGUAAAGAUGGAACUCGGUCUUCACAGACCUCCACAGCAUCCAGCAAAAAGACUGACUCCCGUGAAAAGAAUAAAGCCCCAUUGCACAGAAAUAAACCUGUAAAUGAUCGACACCAUGCAACAAAGCAUAACGUUCAGGCAAACGUACCAAAACCCAGAAUAUCAAGACAACUUUCCUCACAUAGGCAGGAAGGCCCAUCCACCUCCUUCAGUAGCUUGUCUUCCACAAGCUCAGCUUCCUCAAGAGGUUUGUCUUCGUCUGGAGAAACCUCUGCCUCCUCUAGUCUUCCUUCAUCUAAGCAGAGCACAUCUAUUCCCAGACAAUAUUUGCCUUUGUCCAAACUACAGCGGUCUCACUCCUAUGGCAGCCCCUCAACAUCAUCUUCUGCAACCAUGCCAUUAUCGGCAAAGGAACAACUGAACAAAGACUGGAAGGACAGCUUUUUCCCAACCAAGAGGGACAAAAAACACAGCGUGAGGAUAGAGGAGGACUUCAAAGCCACAAAUGAUACGUUGUGGGAAGUUAGACCAGGACCUAGUCCCCACGACAAGACACCCAGACAGAGGCACAAGUCUGAACCCCCCCUGUUGAAGAAGAUCAAGAUUGUUGCCUUACAGAGGACAAAGGACAUAAAUCGGGAUGCCCCAAAACAAAGAUGCACUGUUGGUGAAGGUUACAAGUGGUCAAAGAAGCCAACAGUGGCAAUGCCAACAAAAGGUUCCAGCAGGGAAGGGAAGAAGUGUAGAUCCCCUCCAAGACCCCAUCGGUGAGAAAAGGAUGCCACUGUCUACGAAUCAGUCCAGUUUGUUUCACUCCCAAAGGGACAGGUGGUUGCUGCUGAUUCUAUCUUUUGAUUUUCCAAAAACAUGUUCUGCACGUUAAUUCUCUGUUAAUAUGCAUACUGUGAAUAUUUUAUAUUAUAUGUUACCAGCUGUUUGUGGUAACGCCAUUGAAUGUUUUGGAUGUGUUCUUUUACCAGCUACCUCAAUAUGUAUGUAAAUUCAGUGUUAAGUUGUUAAAUCUUUUUGCUCUUUCUAAACUUGAAACUUUUCAGUUAUUUCAGAUCUUUUUUAUACAUAUAUACUUUUUUAUUUUUUUGUUCUUUGAAAACUCAGCUGAUUGCACUAUUCCUAUGGAUAAUAUUGUGUCUCUUUUUAUAACAUCAAUGUGAAAAUGCAUAAAAAAUCUUAAAUGGA